AUGGGCCAGGGCCAGGCCGACAUAGCCAUGCAGCUGCUACACGAGUGUGCCCGCAACGGGGAGUGGAUGUGCCUGAAGAACCUGCACCUGGUCACGGCAUGGCUGCCUGUCUUAGAGAAGGAGUUGAACAGCCUGCAGCCCCACCAGGACUUCCGCCUGUGGAUGACAGCAGAGGUCCACUCCCAGUUCCCCACCAUCCUGCUGCAGUCCAGUCUCAAGAUCACGUUCGAGGCUCCACCUGGCAUCAAGAAGAACCUCCAGCGUACUUACGAUGCCUGGCCACCUGAGUUCAUCGCCAAGGGUGGGAACGUGGUGCGCUCACAGGCCUUCUUCGCCCUGGCCUGGUUCCACGCUGUCUGCCAGGAGAGGAGGAACUACAUCCCUCAGCUAGAGUGUGAAGGAAUCGGACAUACAUGUGUUUUGUACCUCCAGGGCUGGACCAAGUUCUACGAGUACUCUACAGCAGACCUGCGAGCAGCAGCAGAUAUCAUUGAUCGCCUCUUCACUGACCAACGUGAGGUGCCAUGGGAGUUUGUCCACGGGCUGUUGGAGAAUGCCAUCUACGGAGGCCGUGUGGAUAACAACUGUGACAUGUCCGUUCUGCACUCGUACCUGGUUCAGUACUUCGACAAGUCUCUGCUCGCAGGCAGCAGCUCACGGGGGAGAGGGAAGAGACUGGCACCUGGAGUCUCCAUGCCUUCAUCAUGUCACUAUGGGGACUACCAAGAUGUGAUUGAGGCCCUUCAUGAGGACGACAGACCAGCGUACUUCGGACUCCCCGCCAACAUCGAGCGGUCCGCUCAGCGUAUCAUCAGCGGACAGGUGAUCGGUCAGCUGAAGGUGCUGAUGCGGUCCGAAGCGGCAGCAGAGAAGUUUGACCGUGAGACGUGGUCCACGGAACUGUCGCCGAUCCUCAACCUGUGGAAGAAGCUCAACCAGUUCCAACGCUAUGACUUGGAGAAUGGAACCUUUUCUGAUACCCAUUUCCUGGCAGAGACCAUAAAACUCCGCAGGCAGGCCUCCCAGCUCCUGCAGCAGCGCAUCGCUGCGCCCAGCGACCAGGCCGACAAGCCCAUCAUCUCCUUCAUCCAGCUGGAGCGCUUCUCCUCCGUCAAGCUGGUGCAGAACGUGCACCAGUCGCUGGCCGCGCUCAGCCGCGUCAUCCGGGGGACAAGCCUGCUCACGUCCGACGUGCAGACUCUGGCAAAGUCACUGCUCAGACAGGAGACUCCAGGAGGCUGGCAGAGCAUGUGGGAAGGCCCUGAAGACCCCAUGCAGUACCUGCGUGCGCUGGUGGCUCGAGCAAUGGCCAUCCAGGGGUGGGCAGAGCGAGCGGAGGCCGGCACACUGCUGAGGGACGUCCUGGACCUGUCCGAACUCUUCCACCCGGAUACCUUCCUCAAUGCUCUCAGACAACAGACUGCAAGGGACCUGCGCUGUCCCAUGGACAGCCUGAAGUUUGUCAGCAGCUGGAAGGGCAGCAUCUCGGGCGCCAAGCUGGCUGUGAAGAUUGGUGGGUUGAUGCUGGAGGGUUGCUCCUUCAAUGGGAGUCGUCUCUCCGAGAACCAGCGAGACUCUCCCAGUGUCUGCAUCGUACCAAACUUUACUGUGGCCUGGAUUGACAGUAAGGGAGCUGACCCCUACCCAGAGGAAGAGGUCAUCCAACUGCCGCUGUACUUCAGCGCGGAUCGCGACCGUAUCGUGAACCAGGUCAAGGUUCCGUGUGGAGGCAACCAGGACCAAUGGGUGCAGUGUGGAGCCGCUCUCUUCCUCAAGAGUCAGUGAUGACAUCACCCAACUUGUGUGCAAAUGGACUGGUGAUGUCACACAAAGCUGUGUUAUUAGGAAAACGUUAUGUACUACCUAAGAACAGCUCAAUUUCCAUACUUCUCUGUAGAGACAUCUCAGUGUGGUGUAUAGAUGUACUUGUAUUUUGACCUUAAAAAUUUAAACUGAA
Molecule: messenger RNA, 1957 nt
Organism: Branchiostoma floridae (Florida lancelet)
Lineage: Eukaryota; Metazoa; Chordata; Leptocardii; Amphioxiformes; Branchiostomatidae
Product: cytoplasmic dynein 2 heavy chain 1-like
Exons: 13
Coding region: 1-1785 (594 amino acids)
Biological process (GO): microtubule-based movement
Cellular component (GO): dynein complex
Molecular function (GO): minus-end-directed microtubule motor activity; dynein light intermediate chain binding; dynein intermediate chain binding
Source: RefSeq, a predicted model, not a curated record